CUUCCACACAUUUCCGCUUUCUUUUUGCCGGAGGAGCAGUUGACUGCUGGGUCGGGGGGCGCGGUGGCUAUUGACCUUUGCCCCAGUCUCGUGCAGCGCGAGGGCACAGCGCACCUCCCAGCAGCCUCCUUCCUCUGACAGAACCCGUUUCCGGCCUCCGAGGCUCCAGCGAGAUGUUAUUAGUGCUGCUGCUGCUGCCCAUGUGUUGGGCCGUGGAGGUCAAGCGACCUCGGGGCGUCUCCCUCACCAACCAUCACUUCUACGAUGAGUCCAAGCCUUUCACUUGCCUGGAUGGCUCUGCCAGUGUCCCUUUUGAUCAGGUCAAUGACGAUUACUGUGACUGCAAGGAUGGCUCAGAUGAACCAGGCACAGCCGCCUGUCCCAACGGCAGCUUCCACUGCACCAACACUGGCUACAAACCCCUGUACAUCUCCUCCAGAUGGGUCAACGAUGGAGUUUGUGACUGCUGCGACGGGACGGACGAAUACAACAGCGGGAUCGUCUGCGAGAACACCUGCAAAGAGAAGGGCCGUAAGGAGAGAGAGACUCUACAGCAGAUGGCGGAGGUGACCCGCGAGGGGUUCCGCCUGAAAAAGAUCCUAAUUGAGGACUGGAAGAAGGCCCGAGAGGAGAAGCAGAAAAAGCUCAUUGAGCUGCAGGCUGGAAAGAAGUCACUGGAGGACCAGGUGGAGUUGCUGCGGACACUGAAGGAAGAAGCUGAGAAGCCAGAGAAGGAGGCCAAGGACCAGCACCGGAAGCUGUGGGAAGAGCAGCUGGCCGCCUCCAAGGCCCGGCGGGAGCAGGAGCUGGCGACCAGUGCCUUCCAGGAGCUGGACGAUGACAUGGACGGGGCGGUCUCCGUGGCCGAGCUGCAGACCCACCCGGAGCUGGACACAGAUGGGGACGGGGCAUUAUCAGAAGGGGAAGCCCAGACCCUCCUCGGGGGAGACACGCAGACAGAUGCCGCUUCCUUCUCUGACCGCAUCUGGGCUGCCAUCCGGGACAAGUACCGGUCCGAGGUGCUGCCCACCGACCCGCCGUCGCCUUCUGCACCCGACUUGACGGAGCCCAAGGAGGAGCAGCCCCCGGUGCCCUCACAGCCCACAGAGGAGGAGGACGAGGAAGAAGAGGAGACAGAGGAGGAGGAGGAGGGGGAGGAGGGGGAGGAAGAGGAUUCUCAGGUGCAGGGGGAGCAGCCCAAGGAGACCCCUCCCCCAGUC
Molecule: messenger RNA, 1220 nt
Organism: Physeter macrocephalus (sperm whale)
Lineage: Eukaryota; Metazoa; Chordata; Mammalia; Artiodactyla; Physeteridae
Product: glucosidase 2 subunit beta
Exons: 12
Biological process (GO): liver development; N-glycan processing
Cellular component (GO): glucosidase II complex
Molecular function (GO): calcium ion binding; protein binding
Source: RefSeq, a predicted model, not a curated record